Messenger RNA from Penicillium nucicola, 1446 nucleotides. Its product is annotated as FMN-dependent alpha-hydroxy acid dehydrogenase. The coding region runs from base 1 to 1446 and encodes 481 amino acids. Gene Ontology annotation, molecular function: oxidoreductase activity; heme binding. The transcript is spliced from 6 exons. The record is from RefSeq and is a predicted model, not a curated record. Lineage: Eukaryota; Fungi; Ascomycota; Eurotiomycetes; Eurotiales; Aspergillaceae.
AUGGCUAAGGUAUUCGAUGCGACAGAAGUCGCAAAGCACAACACUCGUGAGAGCUGUUGGGUGAUCCUAUACGGCAAAGUCUACGAUGUCACCGAUUUUCUGGGCAGCCACCCUGGCGGUGCAAAGAUUAUUCUGAAACUCGCUGGACAAGAUGCCACUGAGGAAUAUGAUCCUAUCCACCCACCGGGGAUCUUAGAAGAGGAGCUCAAGCCCGAGGCAUGCUUGGGAACCGUCGACGCCAGCACAUUACCCAAAGAAGAGGCCCCGAACCUUCUCAACUUGGACGAGAUGGAGGAAGUGGCUGCUAAGCAAGUAAGCAAGAAGGCUUGGGCGUACUAUUACUCUGCAUCCGACGACAAAGUCAGCAAACACUUCAACAAUCAGGUCUACCGUUCCAUUCUUCUACGACCAAGAGUGUUUGUGGACUGCGCGAAGUGCGAAUUGGAUACAACUGUACUGGGUCACAAAUUAAAAACCCCAAUCUAUGUGUCUCCCGCCGCUAUGGCGCGACUCGGUCACCCUUCUGGCGAAGCCGGUAUCGCGGAAGCAUGCCGCAGCUUUGGAGCUAUGCAGAUUAUCUCUAACAAUGCUUCCAUGACCCCCGAGCAGAUUGUCAAGGAUGCCGCACCGGACCAGAUCUUUGGUUGGCAACUUUAUGUCCAAAUCGAUCGCAAGAAGAGUGAGACUAUGCUUGCACGCAUCAACAAGCUCAAGUCAAUCAAGUUCAUCGUGCUUACCCUUGACGCCCCAGUUCCUGGAAAGCGUGAGGAUGAUGAGCGAACUGGUAUGACUGGAAGAACAGCCGCAGUCACAAGCGGCGUGAAGGCCGCCGAGCGUUCAGCAGACGAUACCCCUAAUCCGACAGAGGGAUCAGGCGGUGUUGGUCAGCAACUAUUCGCCGGUACAGACCCAUCUUUGACAUGGACGAAGACUCUAGCCUGGCUCGCCACACAGACAGACCUCCCUAUUGUCUUAAAGGGUCUGCAGACUCACGAGGAUGCAUACCUCGCCUCGCUCCACGCACCUCAGGUGAAGGGUAUCAUCCUUUCUAACCACGGAGGUCGUGCUAUGGACACUGCCCCUCCAGCUGUCCACACCCUUUUGGAGAUCCGGAAGUACUGCCCCGAGGUCUUUGACAAGAUUGAGGUCUACGUAGAUGGAGGUAUCCGUCGCGGUACUGAUGCUGUGAAGGCUCUCUGUCUGGGUGCAAAGGCUGUUGGUCUUGGACGUGCUGCUCUCUGGGGUCUCGCAGCAGGUGGUGUCGACGGUGUCCGUCGUACCUUGCAGAUUUUGAACGAUGAAAUGAAGACGUGUAUGCGUCUACUUGGUGUGGAUAGUGUGGAUCAAUUAGGACCUCAGCAUAUCAACACUCGUAUGACCGAGCAACAGAUCUACGAUGGACCUGCUGGUCUCGAACAACUACAGGCAUUCCGUGCAAAGCUAUAA